UAGCAGGCGUGGUCGCCAUUCUAAAAUGGCGGCUCGUAGCAAGAGAUUUGCUGCGCUUGUCAGAAUGCGCAAAAUGACGCGAAACUCCCUUAAUAUCAAAGGGUGAUGUACUAAAAGAAGAGAAUGGCUGAAAAGCGAGAACUACACACGCUUAGCAGGGUUGAACUGCUUGAAAUGCUUCAAAGGCAGGAGAAACUACUAAUUAACAAGCGGUUUGUUCAAUCUCUUCCUGAUAAAGGUGCAAAAAUCAACAACUUGGUGGAUAAGUUAAAAGGCCUGCUAGCAUCAAAACAAGAGAUGGAAGAUUUAUCGUGCAAGUUCGAUGCCAUCCGUGUGGAUGGCGAUCAUGUAAAAGAGUCUGAAAUGGACAGUGAUGAUGAUGAUGAUGAAAACCUUGGCUGUUCAGAAGAUAGCAAGAUGACAACAACUGUAGUCAAAAGAGAUGAAACAAGUUCUAUGGCAAGCAGCUGUUCGAAAGUGACUCAGUCUGAGGAGAAACCAGCAAAACCUAAGUCUUCCUGGGAUUACGAUUCAGCAGUGACUCACUCAUGCUUCUACAAAUGUGAGAGGGCAAAAUCAUUACCAAUUGAGGAGUCUGUUCAACUUCAACAAGAACAAACAAAGCAUCACCAGGAACUCGUGGCAGCACAUGCUGCUAUCCGACUCCAAGAACAACUCAAGAAUGCUGAAAAAAGCAGCUCGUCUCUUCCUAAAUUCUCUAGUCGUGAAUCUCAGUACAAGUACCGUGAUGUAAAUGAAGAUAAGGUCUACCUGCAGAACUGGGAGCCAUUCGGUGACAGUAACAGCGAGUCAGGCUCAGAUAGAGAAGAUUAAUAACAAAAAUAAAAACUAUUAUCUAAUCCUGAUAACGUAUAAGUAUGGUCGUGAUGUAACUAAAAGACUUCCUGCCUGAAGGACUUAAAACACAGUCACCCGUACUGAGGUUUGCAAAUAUCAGACUUUCCAAUGUGAUGGUAACACACCCUCAAAAUUAUCUCCAUUUAAAUACUGGGUUUUAUAAAAAAACAGAUUACAAAUAUGAGCCAGCUUUUGACAGCAAUAAAGAUUUAGGAUUUAGACAAAGAAAGAUUCAUUCUCCUAGCUUACUGUCUGUCUUUCUAAUGCUGCAGUAACAGGCAGCAAAGAUGAGCCAGAAAUGGAGAGACUUCUGUUGAUUGCUUCCAAGAUGAUAAAAUAUGGUGAAUGCAGAGCAAAUAAAUGAUUUUUAAUCUUUAAUAUUACAGAUUGUGCUUAUUUACAAUAGAAUACAAUAAUCUUUAUUUAUAGCGGGAGAGUGAGAGUUUUCUAACUAACAGCCCUUGCAUUUGAAAAACAGCAUCUUUCAAGUGCAAUGCAAAGAGAUGUGUAGGUAUUUUGUUCAUGCUUGCCUUACUUGAGCUCAAAGUGUAUAUAAAAAGGCAUCAAUAAAUAGCGCCACAUAAUGUAUUGUAUAUCAUACAAGGCAUCAAAAAGAGAAAUAAGUUCAAUACUGUACUACUUACAGUGCAACCAGUAAAACCGUGAAAACCUAAAAUAUGUGUGGAAUGUUUAUUGUCUUCUGACGAGACUUCCAGACUUGAGACAUGUUUCUAGUUGACUGUUUGAAUAUCUCUAGAGUGAUUGGUCAGAACAAACAUUCCAUACAUAUCUCUGGUGUUCACUGGUUUUUUGGUCGCGCUAUAAAUGAAAAUCAAUAUUUGUAGAUCAUACAACGGAAAUUCUGCAUUUGCAUUGUACUGCCGGUAAAACACCAUUAUAUCUGCAAAUUUUGCAAUAAUUUUAAUAACUGUACAUUUUGCAAAUGAUUGUGCAGGUUUAGUGAUUAAUCUAUUCUUGACUAGAAACAUUUUACUUUUUACUGUGCAUCACUUAAUGAAGAAAGUGUUAUACCAAGAUGGUCACAGAGCUCCUGGAAAAUAAAAUUUUCAAAAAUAUGUCAAUAAAAUUUUUAGAAAAAAAGUGGAAAAACCAAACAACUUCUGUCCACAAGGAGAUUUGAUGCUAUGGCCAAUUGAGUAACUAGACUGUUACCAAUUUGUUUCUCUUACCUGUAACAUACUUAGCUGAAAGGAGUUCUUAUUUACUCCUUUAAAGAGCUUUGUUUUGUCAAUAAUUCUAGCACAUCUGAAAUGAAAUAGAGUGACUAAACAUGAA
This is a messenger RNA of Nematostella vectensis (starlet sea anemone), 2154 nucleotides long. Its product is annotated as DNA-directed RNA polymerase II subunit GRINL1A. The coding region runs from base 124 to 834 and encodes 236 amino acids. Gene Ontology annotation, cellular component: nucleus. NCBI's taxonomy places the organism in Eukaryota, Metazoa, Cnidaria, Anthozoa, Actiniaria, Edwardsiidae. Gene Ontology annotation, biological process: transcription elongation by RNA polymerase II. The record is from RefSeq and is a predicted model, not a curated record. Gene Ontology annotation, molecular function: transcription elongation factor activity. The transcript has 5 exons.